Messenger RNA from Arachis duranensis, 4885 nucleotides. RefSeq names its product putative disease resistance protein At3g14460. The coding region runs from base 1374 to 2537 and encodes 387 amino acids. The transcript has 6 exons. The record is from RefSeq and is a predicted model, not a curated record. NCBI's taxonomy places the organism in Eukaryota, Viridiplantae, Streptophyta, Magnoliopsida, Fabales, Fabaceae.
UGAAGAAUGGAAUAGAAUACUAUCGAAUGACAUUUGGGAAUUUCCUAUGUCAAAUAGUAAAAUUGUUCCUGCAUUGUUAAUAAGUUACUAUCAUCUUCCUGCACAUUUAAAACGCUGCUUUGUUUAUUGUUCAUUGUAUCCCAAAGAUUAUCAAUUUGAUAAAGAUGAAUUAAUCUUGCUAUGGAUGGCUGAAGAUCUUUUACGACCACCAAGGAAGGGAGAGACUUUAGAAGAAGUUGGUUGCGAGUGUUUUGAUGACUUGGCUUCAAGACUAUUUUUCAAGCAGGUCAAGAAUGAUGAUGAGAAGUAUUUUGUGAUGCAUGAUCUGAUACAUGUGUUGGCGACUUUUCUUGCGGGAGAUUUUUAUUAUAGAUUCUCAAAAGAACUUGGUGAAAAGGAAGAGAGGAAUAUUCUAACUCGUCAUUUGUCAUACACUCAUUCAAUCCCUGAGAAAGCAUGCUCCUCUAGUGAAAUAGAAUCUUUGAGGACACUAUUGUAUGUCAAUGAUAAACCUUAUAUCCGGGGAGAACGCGCAACAUUACCGUGUGACAUAUUGUCAAAGAAUAAAUACUUGAGAAUUUGUCCUUUGAUAGACUCAAUAUAUUUCCUGAUUCAAUAGGUAAAUUGAUCCAAGUGCGCUAUUUGGGUCUCUCUAGAAGUGAUGUUGAGAUACUGCCCGAGUCAUUGUGCAAUUUGUGUAAUUUACAAAUAUUAAAGCUACAAGAUUGUUCAAAGCUGACUAUGCUGCCCAAUGGUAUGUGUAAUCUUGUGAAUUUGCGGUGUCUUGAUAUAAGGGGUACUCCUCUGAAAGAAAUGCCAAAAGGAAUGGGCAAAUUAAAACAGUUGCACAUUUUAAGCAACUUUGUCGUGGGAAAGCAAGAAGACAAUGGAAUUCAAGAGUUAGGAGAGCUUUUAAAUCUUCAUGGAUCACUUGAGAUUGAGAAAUUGGAGAAUGUGGUUGAUGGCAAUGAGGCAAGGAGUGCAAGGAUAAUAGAUAAGAAGCACAUUGAGGAGUUAUUGUUGAAAUGGUCUGUGUCUUCAGGUGAUGAUGAUAUGGUUUCAAACACACAUACUGAUGAACAAGAUAUACUCCACGGCUUGCAACCUCACCGUGUCUUGAAAGUGUUGAGAAUCAAGGGAUACAAAGGUAAAAUAUUUCCAGAUUGGUUGGGGCGCUGUUCCUACAGCAAUAUGACACGUGUAUCACUGUUGGAUUGCAAGAAUUGCUGCAUGCUGCCUUCACUUGGACAACUGCCAUCUCUAAAGUCCCUCUGCAUUGAAAGGUUUGAUCAGCUGAAGAGCAUUGGCAAGAAGUUUUACAAGAACGAAGGCCAUCAACAUUCUUCGCCUAUUGCACCCUUUGCCUCGCUGACAUGUCAUGUUGGGAGGAGUGGCAGUUACCUGACUCAGAAGCCUUUCCUCAGCUUAAGAGCCUUGUUAUAAGAAAUUGUCGAAAGUUAAAGGGAGAUAUGGUUAAUCAGGUAUUAAUGAGAAUCGUUUUUUCCUCAUCAGAUGUUUCCAAAGUGCGCCAACUGGAAAUACGAGAAGAUCAUCAAAGAUGGCGUAAAGAGAUGAGACUUGACGGGGAUAGGUUAUCAAUUAUUGGAUUUGAAUCUGCGGUGGAGUAUGCAUUUAAGGCAAGGAUGAUCCACCAUCUAACUUCCCUUCAAGAAAUAUAUAUCUCAGGGUGUUCGUCUGUUGUAUCCUUUGCGGGCAAUCGUUUACCCGCAUAUUUGCAAAAGCUUACAAUCAAGGGCUGCAGAAAACUGGAAUUCCCCCAGCAACGGCAGCAGAAGUAUGAUUUAGUAGAGCUACUAAUAGAAUACAGUUGUGAUUCACUGACCUCAUUGUGGCUCGAUGCCUUUCCCAAUCUCAAGAAUCUCCAGAUAAGAGGGUGUGAGAAUCUGGAAUCAGUUUCAAUGAUAGUGUCAUCUCCAGGAGAAGGAUUGGCUGCACCCAACUUGACUCAUCUCCAUGUUAGCUGGUGCUCAAAGUUAGAGGCAUUGCCACGUGACAUGAAUAGUCUUCUCCCAAAUUUAGAGUCUCUCGACAUACGAGGUUGCCCAAACAUUUGUAGGUCUCCAGAGGGCGGUUUGGCGCCUAACCUGAAAGAGCUUAGUGUAGGAGAUUGCGAGCAACAACUGAGGAGUCUAUCAUGGUUAGGCAACUUAGACAACCUUACUCAUCUCACCGUCUCCGGUCAUGGCAGUAAGAGGAUAAUAAAGUCAUACCCAGAGGUGGGUUCGUUGCCUUGCCUUCCCUCCCUUACCACUCUUGAGAUAUGGGGGUUCAAGAAUCUGGAGACAUUGAACUGCAACGAGCUUCUACGCCUCAACUCCCUCCAACAACUAGACAUUUCAUUCUGUGAGAAGCUGAAGAAUAUGGAAGGUGAAAAGCUGCCUCCCUCUCUCUUACUACUCAAAAUUGACGAAUGUGGUUUGCUGGGCCAACACUGCAAGAACAAGCAUCAACAAAUUUGGUACAAAAUUUCCCACAUCCCCACCAUUCUAGUCGAUGGCCGACGAAUUUCUGAGUAGAGAUUUCUGAGCAGGUAGCUUGUGUACAUAUCAAGAUGUAAUCCUAUACAUUGGCUAUAUAUCUUCAUUUAAUUCUAAGUUCAUUUGAGGUGCUAAUUAAGCUGGAUUAAUGCGUUGGGAACCAGAUAUUGUGUUUUCUGAAAAGCAAGGACAUGAUGGAGAAAGUUGGUGUCACACUUAUUAUUGAAAAGCUUUAGUUGUUGUAGUUAGCUGUUGUGUUGCAAGAUUCAUAUAGGACAGCAAAAGGAAUCAGCAUGCAUGAGGUGUAUAAGCUUUCAAAAUAGAAGGAUCAAGUUAUUGCUGUGUAAUCAUUUUUUACCAUAGAUUGAAUCAUCGGACAAAGUUAAUAUUAUUAGAUGCCUAUAAUAAGCUAUUUCUAAUACCAAGAGAAAAUGUUCUGUACAUAUAUUAAGCUGCAGUGGAAUUCAAAUUAUUCAAGAAGUAUGGUUAAUCAGGUAUUAAUGAGGAUCGUUUCUUCCUCAUCGGAUGUUUCCAAAGUGCGCCAACUGAAUAUACAAGAUGGUGAAAGAUGGAGUAAAAAGAUGAGACUUGAUGGGGAUAGGUUAUCAAUUAGUGGAUUUGAAUCUGUGGUGGAGUGUGCAUUUAAGGCAAGGAUCAUCCACCAUCUAAAUUCCCUCCAAGAAAUAUAUAUCUCAUGGUCUGAGUCUGUUGUAUCCUUGGGGGGCAAUUGUUUACCCAAAUCUUUGCAAAAACUCACAAUCUUUCGUUGCCACCGCAUUGAAUUACUCCAGCAACAACAGAAGUAUGAUUUGGUAGAUCUGCAAAUAUAUGAAAGCUGUGAUUCACUGACCUCAUUGUCGUUGGAUGCCUUUCCUACUCUCAGGAAUCUCCAGAUAAAAGAGAGUUCAAAUCUGGAAUCAGUGUCAAUGUCAGAGCCACCACACGCUUCUCUUCAACGUCUCACCAUCUUUAACUGCUCCCAAUUAGUGUCUUUUCCCCAAGAAGGACUGGCUACACCCAACUUGACUCAUCUCCAUGUUAGCAAGUGCUCGAAGUUGGAGGCAUUGCCACCUGGCAUGAAUACUCUUCUCCUAAACUUAAGAGUCUCUGGACAUACAAGGUUGCCCAAACAUUUGUAGGUGGCCAGAGGGUGGUUUGCCGGAGAAUGCGAGGAACAAGUGAGGGGUCUAUCAUGGUUGGGCAACUUGGACCUCCUCACUCAUCUCACCAUCUCAGGUCAUGGCAGUGGGAGCAUAAUAAAGUCAUACCCAGAGGUGGGUUCGCUGCCUCACUUUCCUUCCCUUACCACUCUUGAGAUAUGCUGGUUCAAGAAUCUGGAGACAUUGGAGUGCAACGAGCUUCUCCACCUCACCUUCCUUCAGCAAUUGCACAUUUCAAGCUGUUGGAAGCUGGAGAAUAUGGCAGGAGAAAAGCUGCCUCCCUCUCUCUUGCUACUUCGAAUUCAAUGGUGUUCUUUGCUAGAAGAACACUGCAAGAACAAGCAUCAACUAAUCUGGCCCAAAAUUUCCCACAUCCCCACCAUUAAAUUCGUAGAUUUCUGAGCAGGUGGCUUGUGUACAUAUCAAGAUGUAAUCCUAUACAUUGGCUAUAUAUCUUCAUUUAAUUCUAAGAUCAUUGGAGGUGGUAAUUAAGCUGGAUUAAGGUGUUGGGAACCAGAUACUGUGUUUUCUGAUUUUGGCUUAAUGUUAUUGAAAAGCAAGGACAUGAUGGAGAAAGUUAGAGUAGUGGCACUUAUGAUUGAAAAGCCUUUGUUGUUGUAGAUUCGGACUCUAAUGUUACUUCUUCAUCAAGCAAUCCCACUGAAAUCUUCAAGCUUUUUUCCCAUCAUCCUUCACAAAUUCAGUUGUAUCUUCAUCCUGCACUUCCACUGAAAUCUCUUUUAGUGCAUAGAUGCACGAUGAAUCUUGUUUUGCUUUCUCAUUUUGUUCUUCAUUCUUGGAACCACGGUCAGCGCCAUCCUUGGCUAUAACUCUCUCAGGAUGUAUUUCUUAAGAAGUAUCUUGUACAAAAGAUUAAUCCUGAGGCUAGGAACAAACACAUGGAACUAUAGUUGACAGAAACUGGUACUGGUUUCUCCCCGUGGCAUGAUUAAAAUUACAUGGGUUUUGAUUCUGACCUGGAGGACUUUGGCCCUGUGAAUAUCACCUGGCAAAUCUGUGAUGAGAAAUUGAUAUGAUUUUUUUACUCCCUAGAUAAUCUCUGCUAGGGAUAUAUUAUUGAAAAGUAAGCAUAAUGGAUUGUUUUACUAAUGUAAUCUUACUUUAUGUAUUAGAGAUUUAGAGCAUCAAUUAAAGACUGAAUUUCUGUAUGAUUGGACUGGGCUUGUGUUUUAAAUGUUUUCAAGUGGUUAGUAACUUACUGAUGCU